AUGCGCUGUUCCUAUCUGGCUGCUCGACUCGAACGCGCCGGCUCGGUAGAUCCUUCGUUGCUAGCCUCUUGUGCCGCCUGCCAUAACGGCCUCCGCUCAGGCCCACCGCAGGAGGGCAUGAUAACCUCGUCGCCAACCGCUGCCGCGCUGCUAUGCGCUUCUCCCAACCCUCCUCCCGCUGCUGCCACCGAUCUUGCCUCUCCGUCUCCCUUCUUCGACAACCACCGUGCACCGCCACUUCGCUCGCCUGCCGCUUCCCGCCCCCCUCGUCCCGCUCCCUGCACCCGCAGCUUGCCCGGGCUCCAGGACGUACAGGUUGCGUUUCGACGCCAGACGGUGGAUGCGGGCACCCAAUACUCCCGCCCGGCAACUCCAACUUCACAAGUGGUGCCCACUUUCAACCCAUCUUCCUCCUCCACCUCCAGCCUCCCAGCCGCACCCGAUCCUCCCGUCACCACCACCGACGAGCCCUCCCCUUCUUCACCGGCCGCGCAAUUGAGCCAGGACUGUGCAUCCCCUGAGCCUGGCUCACGAAUGCCAUCAACCGCUGCGGGAACUAAGCGUAGCACGCCGGAUACACGGGCAAUAUCAAAUUCGGGUUCGGGUUCGGGUUCGAAUUCUGGCGACGGCGACUUACCGGAUGGCUCGGUAUCGAAACGACUUCGACAGGCGAAAUCGGCCGUCAAGAUCCUUCCUCGACGAUAUGAACAGGCGGAUCCAAAAGACCUGGUGGUCCUGAUAUCCAGUAUGCUCAUGGAGUUGAUUAGGAACAACGACCAAAUUCCUCUGCGCGAUGGUCGCCUGACACGCUUCCAUUCGCGAUCCCCGCCCCGCAUCUCAGUUCAGGACUACUUGCAGCGCUUAACCACCCACGCCACCCUCUCACCCCCCAUCCUAUUGAGCAUGGUUUACUAUAUCGAUCGCUUGUGCGCUUUAUACCCCGCUUUUACAGUGUCCAGUUUAACCGUCCACCGAUUCUUGAUUACGGCAGCGACUGUGGCAAGUAAGGGGCUCAGCGACAGCUUCUGGACAAACAAAACCUAUUCGAGAGUGGGCGGGAUUACAAUUGCCGAGUUGGCCUUAUUGGAGUUGGAGUUUCUUUGGCGUGUGGAAUGGCGAAUUGUUCCUCGGCCGGAGGUGCUUGUUGACUAUUACCAGAACCUUGUGGAAAGGUGCGACGAAUACGCGAUGGAGCCUGAGGACAUUGACAGUGAGCUGAGUGCGAGAAAUUCAAGUUCUCGACGUGGCACUGGCGCGACUGGUCAAAGGAGCCCCUCAUGA
Molecule: messenger RNA, 1281 nt
Organism: Uncinocarpus reesii 1704
Lineage: Eukaryota; Fungi; Ascomycota; Eurotiomycetes; Onygenales; Onygenaceae
Exons: 2
Coding region: 1-1281 (426 amino acids)
Biological process (GO): regulation of cyclin-dependent protein serine/threonine kinase activity
Cellular component (GO): cyclin-dependent protein kinase holoenzyme complex; nucleus
Molecular function (GO): protein kinase binding; cyclin-dependent protein serine/threonine kinase regulator activity
Source: RefSeq, a predicted model, not a curated record